UAGAAACGUCAUUUACUAGAGUCAAAUAUUAUUAUGAAGAUACGAAAAGUGUCGAAUUUAUUUACACAUUAUUUUACAAAUCAGAACGUCCUGACUAGUCGUAAACGAUUUAGUCAAAAUAUAGUAGAUAUUUCUCGUAAAUCCACUGUUACAGAAAAACUCCAAACAAACACCACAAAGGAUAAUAAGUUCGAAGUUUCUUCGAGCUAUGGUCAAACACAUCAAUCAGUUGUAUUGAAGAAGCCAUUGUCGCAUCACCCAGAUAAAUCGGACAGUAAAAAAGAACUUAAAGAUCUUUUUAAACAUGUAACAGGUCUGUCAGACGAGGUUCUUAAAAUUUCAGAUGAACCAGUGGGACCUGGAGCUGUCAAGAACGGAAUUUACAAAAAUCCUGAAUACUUUAGUUAUCACAAAUAUAGUUUUUAUAACGCAAAGCUGGAAUUGGCAAAAUAUCGUCUUCCACAGCCUUCAAAAAAAGUUCCGUAUUUUCAUGAACUCUGUCCAAUAAAAAAAUAAGUUUUCGCCAUUUCCCAAUAUAGAAGUGAUAUUU
Molecule: messenger RNA, 550 nt
Organism: Diabrotica balteata
Lineage: Eukaryota; Metazoa; Arthropoda; Insecta; Coleoptera; Chrysomelidae
Source: the annotation of a GenBank genome assembly